Molecule: messenger RNA, 2157 nt
Organism: Leguminivora glycinivorella
Lineage: Eukaryota; Metazoa; Arthropoda; Insecta; Lepidoptera; Tortricidae
Gene: Snx21
Product: sorting nexin-20
Exons: 4
Coding region: 122-880 (252 amino acids)
Biological process (GO): protein transport
Cellular component (GO): early endosome membrane
Molecular function (GO): phosphatidylinositol phosphate binding
Source: RefSeq, a predicted model, not a curated record
CGUUUCCACUCGAUCAUUGUUAUUGUUUCGCAAGUCGGUUGUGGUUGUAAAUUUCCAUUGAACGAGAAGAAGAUACGAACUUAAUUUUUAUCAAAAUAUCGUAACGUUAAAUUCAAUUACAAUGAUAAAGUUUGAAAUAGUGUCUUCCAGAAUAGCUACAGGCAAUGGGUCAGAUAAGAAGUUUGUGGUUUACAUGUUACAAGUCAGACAGGAUAUCAGCAGACUUGAUCCAGACCCCGUGAAUGUAGAAAGGAGAUACACCCACUUUUUGGAUCUUUACAAUGGACUCAAAAAGGAUUUCCCAACGAUUUUAAGCACCAUAUCAUUUCCCAGAAAGAUGGUAGUUGGUAAUUUUGACCCCAACUUGAUAACAGCCAGAGCUACUGCAUUUGAAGCAUUAUUAAAGUUAUUAUCAGAGGAAUCCCGCCUCAGGGAGUCCCCGGCAGCUAUAGCCUUCUUCCAGGAUGUAGAAUUAGGCGAGGCCAGGCAACUGAUGCUCGAAGGAUCUCACGACAUGGCCCUUUCUGUGCUGGAAACUAACUUCAGGUUAUUAAAUAAGGUAUACACAGACCGGUCUCGCGUGGUGCUGAGCGCUCUGUGUCGCGUGGUGGCGUGUGCGGCGACCAGCGGCGGCGCACUGGCCGGCCCGGUGGAGCGCUGGGCACAGCUCGCUCUCCGUCGCUACGAGGCCGUCAGCGACGAUGACCUGCUGCUCAUCUAUAUACCGCUGCUCCACACCUGUAUAUCCAUAUGGGAAACGCUUGGAAAAGACAAAUCGCAGCUGGUACAAGAACUGAAUGAUCUCCGUAAGAAAGGUAUGAAAGUAGACUCAGUUCCAAGUCUUAUGGAGGCGGUGGACAGCUUACCCACAGUUAUUUAAUAGAUCUCCUAGAUGUAAGCAAUGUAUUCUGACUUAGUCAUGACGCGAUUUAUGACAUUGUAAAGAGUUAAAGAAGAGUGUGUGGUCAUCAUGCAAGUUUAUAAUUUUACUUGUAAAAUUAUAACGCCUUCUUAAAAUGUUGCAUUUUACACCAUUCAUAUUAGACCGUAGACCUAAAGGUAUAUGUGUUAAGGUAUAUUUAACAUACCCAAUUUGUUAUAGAAAACUACGCAAAUAUCAAAUUUUUCUAAGUUUUUAAAUUAGUAAUCUUUUCUACCGACAAAGCGGUUAUGGCAAAGUAUUUAGUUAUCUAUUUUUAUUUUAAAUACCACUUGAUUGCGGAAGCAGCUGAGAUAAGCGGGUGUGCCCCUUUAUAUGUGUGGUGAUCACACCUUUUCUAUCAUAUGACCAUUGGUAUUAUUGGUAACCAACUGUAGUGAGUUAUAAUAUAAAAUCUCUAUUCAAAAUAAUUAAAUUAUACACAACAGACCAUGAAGAUACAGAUGUAGUUCGAAAUGUUUUUCUUUGUAUUUUCACGAAAACUCGCGAACGUCUCAUGUUAUUUCAGCCAGUGUAAGUAAGUACAAGAACUACUAAAUGUUGACCGAACUAGCAUGACACGUGCGUGAGCUUCUAGAAAACACGAAGGAAAAACAUUUCGCACUACAUACUUGUAUGUACCACAUACCUAUGUGUGUUUACGAAAUGCAUCAUGAUAUUGACCUAUUAGCAUUUGCAGCUUUUUUGUAGUGUUCUGUAGUGUGGCCUUGUUACCUAGUAAAAUCCAUUGAUAAGAAAGUACCUUAUAUUAAAGAUCGAGAUAGAAAUGAUAUAAUGUAGUAUGAGUAUUGUAAAAUUAGGAACUUUUAUGACAGCUGUUGUAUUUUUUUAAAAGAGUUGUGUAGAUUUUUUUGCUAUGUCUUGAAAAUAUAAAAUAUAUUAGCGGAUAUAAUUAUAUUUAACGUUUGCUAUAAAUAUAUAGGCACUAUUUUAAUCUCAUUAGUUAAGUUUAAAUCGAUUACUUUAGGUAUGUAUGUAUAUGAGGAAAUGAGUAGUUAUUAGAGAAAAUGUAUUUUAAUUUAUUAUCUUUUAAUGCCAUGUUAUAAAAUAAGUAAUUGUAAGCUAGCUACAUUUUGAGAUUAUUAAGCCAACUUUGAAUCACCAUCACAUUUUAAUAUUUUUGAAAAUAACUUAUAUGUAUAUGCCAGUUUUCUAUACAUAGGUAUAUUAGUGUAUUCUUUUCAAGUACCUGCAUAACAGUGAUGAACGAUUUAAAG